Molecule: messenger RNA, 1254 nt
Organism: Ambispora leptoticha
Lineage: Eukaryota; Fungi; Glomeromycota; Glomeromycetes; Archaeosporales; Ambisporaceae
Source: the annotation of a GenBank genome assembly
AUGGCUACAGUAUUAUCAGAUCGCCAAAGAGACGAGCUUCACAAAGCGAUCCUCGAUUAUCUCUUGGCUAACGGGUUUACAGAAUCUUUCAAUUCUUUAAAAAACGAGGCACAUCAUGAAGAUUUUAAUCCGGAUCCUUCACAAAAAUAUGCCGGACUGCUGGAAAGAAAGUGGAUUGCUGUUAUUCGGCUUCAGAAGAAGGUGAUGGAUCAAGAAGCUAAAAUCACACAAUUACAAGAAGAAGUAAAUAAUGCACCACUCAGAAAACAGAAUACCGCGGUAGAGUUCUUACCAAGGGCACCAGAGAAAUAUGCAUUGACUGGACAUAGAAAUCCUGUUACACGUGUUGCGUUUCAUCCAGUGUUUUCCGUGUUAGCGUCCGCAUCUGAGGAUACCACCAUAAAAAUCUGGGAUUAUGAAACUGGUGAAUUUGAACGAACGUUAAAAGGUCAUACCAAAUCGGUUCAAGAUAUUGCUUUUGAUCCAAAGGGUAAUUUCUUAGCAGAUUUAACAAUAAAAGUGUGGGAUCUACAAAAUGAAUAUAAAUGUGUGAAAACUUUAUACGGACAUGAUCAUAGUGUUUCUUCGGUUUCAUUCUUGCCCUCUGGAGAUUUUAUUGUUUCCGCAUCACGUGAUAAAUCGAUUAAAUUAUGGGAAUUUGCGUCAGGAUUUUGUAAGAAAACAUUUACUGGCCAUUUAGAGUGGGUACGCUCCGUUACACCUAGCGAAGAUGGUAAAUGGCUUGUUACUAGCUCUAAUGAUCAGACUUCACGUCUUUGGGAAGUAUCCACUGGGGAAUGCAAAAUGGAAUUCCGAGGUCAUGAUCACGUAGUAGAAUGUGCUAUUUUUGCCCCAAUUAUUGCAUAUCCUUACAUAAGAGAAUUGGCUGGUUUGGAAAAAGAUUCUAAAGCUAAUAGUUCAAAAGAUCAACAAUUACCAGCACAAUAUGUUGUAACCGGUUCAAGAGAUAAAACCAUAAAAUUAUGGGACCCAACGGGACAAUGCAUAAAAACUUUGGUUGGUCAUGACAAUUGGGUUCGUGGAUUAGUUUUCCAUCCUACUGGUAAAUAUCUGCUCAGCGCAUCCGACGACAAAACCAUAAAGAUAUGGGACAUCAAAACAGGAAGAUGUACAAAAACGCUCAGUGAUGCACAUUCUCACUUUGUCACAUGUAUCGCUUUCAACCCUGUGACUCCUGUGGUAGCCACCGGCUCCGUGGAUCAGACUAUAAAGGUUUGGGCUCCGUAUAGGUAA